Perkinsus marinus ATCC 50983 is the source of this 1488-nucleotide messenger RNA. RefSeq lists its product as hypothetical. The coding region runs from base 1 to 1488 and encodes 495 amino acids. Gene Ontology annotation, molecular function: protein binding. The record is from RefSeq and is a predicted model, not a curated record. The transcript has 12 exons. Lineage: Eukaryota; Perkinsozoa; Perkinsida; Perkinsidae.
AUGACGAGGAAGAGCCGCCCGAAGAAGGGCGUCACACAGGCUGAUCUCAAGCAGGUGGAUAUUGAUGCUGAGUUCAAGUCCUCUAGCUCCUCUGAUAGUAGCGAAUCAGAGAGUGAGGACGAUCAAAGCCCUGAGUCGACCCCUGAGAUGCUGAUGCGAGCUGCAGCGGUGGGCGGAGAGUUGGCAGGGCAAAUGACGAACAAGUGGAUCAGUGAUAACCAGACUGGUCUGAAGUACUGCUAUAGUGGCAGUGAGAAGAAGAUGUACAUGUGGAAUCCGCAGUCGCAGUCUAUGUAUCAAUGGAAGGGUCGAGGGAGCAUAAAAUUCCUCUGGCAAGCCGAUCAAGGGUCAGCAGGACAGGGCCAGUCAGAGGCCGUAGAGACAGCCCCUGCAGCUUCCGCUGAGGAUCGGGUUGGUGAACCAGAGAAGGUUUUAUGGAUAACUUAUAUUCCGUCAUCGUAUUUAUGGGGAGAAGACAGUCGGAGGGAUACUCCCUCUCCUGAGGAGUCUGUCACCAGCGAUACCCAAGGGGCAGCCGAGACGGAGGAAUCCGACUAUGGUUCGGUUACGGAACCCAAACAUAAGAAAGCGAAGACAGCGGCUGAUGAUGCGUCCAUGCUCAUGAAAUGCGACUCUAGAGUGCCUGGCUUCAAGGACUUUGCCAAACGUUGGGCUAUUGACGUCAACAUUCUGCGUCACUUUGCUAAGCAUGAUGGAAUGCUCAUACGACACGUUAUAGAAUCAUUCAAGCCUAUCAAGGCUAAGGCCAAGAACGCACUGCAGAAAUAUCUGCAAGGGCUCAUGAAGUACCCUCAAAAAUGGAGGAUAGUGGCGGCGUGCAGGCAAGCUGUGCUGAUAGAGGAAGCGGAGGGGGAGACUCGGGAGCUCUUGCCUCCCCGCUCGGUGCUCGUUGGUUCAGCUGAGGAGGAUUUGGCGCAGACCAGUGAUGAGAGUGUCACUCGCUUGGUGAUUCCGGCUGGCUCGGGUCAAUAUGUGUCACCUGAGCACUUCCGAAUCUUUCCUCUUGGAGAUGAUUUCUAUGUCCAGGAUCUCGGCAGCAACUACGGUAUAACGGUGGACGGCUUGCGCUAUAGAUCAGCAGAUGGGCCGAUAGGGCCUCUCAAAGAUGGAUCAAUCGUUUCGAUUGGCGGCGGGUCACAACAUCAGCCUCCUUUGUUUCUCUGUGAGUUCGCCACUGCUGAGGAGUUGCGGAAGAGGCGAGUCGAGGCAGAAACACCUGCGACCGAGGGGAACAAGCAGUUUCAACGAGCUGAGGCCCGGAGUCAGCUGCUGAAAGAGACUUGCAAGCAUCAGCGGAUUCCUAUAGACUCAUCAGUGCUCAAAACUGCGGGCUGCAAGGCGAUGCUUGAUACCAUGUACAAGGACGACAACACUCAAGUUGACUUCCUACGUGGUUAUGUGGGAGCAGAUAUUCAGCAAUCGGUUCCGUUCCCGAUGGAAGGAGUAGCUGCUGACACUCUGGCAUGA